Molecule: messenger RNA, 782 nt
Organism: Plasmodium vivax (malaria parasite P. vivax)
Lineage: Eukaryota; Apicomplexa; Aconoidasida; Haemosporida; Plasmodiidae
Exons: 8
Coding region: 204-770 (188 amino acids)
Biological process (GO): positive regulation of transcription by RNA polymerase II
Cellular component (GO): nucleus
Molecular function (GO): transcription cis-regulatory region binding; protein binding
Source: RefSeq, a predicted model, not a curated record
GGGGAGGGACAUUCUGCUAAAAUUAUUUGGCGUCUACAUGAAAGGGGGACUGAAAACUAGCGCAAAAAAAAUUAUCGUGCGAAUUUAAAAAAAAAAAAAUUCCAUUGAAAGUCCUAUGUCAAAAAUAUUGGAUUGGCGUAACGUACAGAAGCGCCCUUUGGAAUUCCCCCUCAUCUCCUUCGCGUUCCAAAUGCGCGGAAGCCAUGGCAACGGAAGAGAGAGUAAAAUUGCUCGUAGCAGCGAGGAAAGGAAUUUACGAAGAUGUCGUUUCCUUGUCUAAGUUACAAAUUCCUCUGGGGGACUACGUCCAGCCUCCGCAUAACAGAACAGCCUUCUGGUACAGCUGCCGGAAUGGGAGCCUAAAGAUGGCUAGGAUAAUUUUGAAAAAAGGAAGUAACAUAAAUCAUAAGGAUGCCAACGGAAUAUCUCCCCUUCAUAUCAGCGUCAAAUAUGGGCACCUAAACAUUGCCAAGUUCCUCAUCGAAAAUGAGGCCGACGUGGACAUAACAGACAAUGAGGGACAGAGCCCCAUCUUUUACGCCAUAAUAAACAAGCACUACGAUAUCGUCAAGCUUCUGAUAGAAAACGGAGCCGAUGUGCAAAUGAAAGACCACAACAAUGCCAGCGUGUAUGACUACGCUGACUUUAGCGGAAAGACGAAGCUCUCUUCCUACAUACUGUACAAGAGCAACGAGAUAAUAGUUAACGAUUCGAAGAGGGCUCUGAGUGGCGAUUCGCCCCCCAAGGACGAGGACACGAAAGCUUCGUGAAGCUUCCCAUGU